Molecule: messenger RNA, 2185 nt
Organism: Thecamonas trahens ATCC 50062
Lineage: Eukaryota; Apusomonadida; Apusomonadidae
Product: nucleoporin NUP85
Exons: 2
Coding region: 1-2151 (716 amino acids)
Biological process (GO): protein import into nucleus; positive regulation of DNA-templated transcription; mRNA export from nucleus
Cellular component (GO): nuclear pore outer ring
Molecular function (GO): structural constituent of nuclear pore
Source: RefSeq, a predicted model, not a curated record
AUGUUCUUGGCCUGGCGCGCCUGCUGGAUCUUCUUGGCCACCGCAACCAACUUGCGGUCUUUGCCGCCACCGCGAAACGCCCGCCCACCGCCGCCCGCGCUCCGCGCUGCUGCCGCCACUGCCGCCCACCACCCGGCCUCGGCCUCGCCGCUCGCCCUCUACGCCUGGGAUGCCUUCCCCGCUUGGACCGAUCCGCUGCUGGCCGAGUCGCACGGCAUCUUUGUCGCUCUUCAGCACGCCGCCGCUGCGGCAGCCGCGGCAGCCGCAGAGGACGACACCGGCGCUGGAGUCGCUCCCUCCUUGGGUGAGACAGCACCGGGCGGCCGUGGCGUGGGCGCACUUUCGCGGGCGCGUGUCGUCGACGCCUCGCGCCACUAUCGGGCCACCAUACAUGCCCAGAUCCUGGCGCUCAAAGACCGCGAGGCCCGCCUUGCCGAGGCGUUGGCGGUCGCCGACGCUGACGGCGACACCUCCGCCGCUGCCGUCGCCGAGCAGGAGCUGGCAGACGCUGCCGACCAGUCGCUGCUGUACGAGUCGGCCGAGCUCAUCUGGCACCUUGUCGAGGUAUUCUUCAUUGCUGCGCCGUCGUCGGGCCUCAUCGCCCCGCUCCUUCUCGACUGGCUCCAGCUUCACGUUCCUGUCGAUGGCGUGCUUGAUGUGGCUUCGGCCCCGGCCCCGCUCGCACAUCCAGACUUUUGGUUCGUCAUCCAGCGCCUAGUCCUCCAGGGCCGCAUGGACACUGCGCGCGAGCUCAUCGGCUCGGUCACCUCGCAGGACAUGGCAGAGCUUGACCUGCUCUCUGUCACCGCCGAGGCACUCGGUUCCAUGCCGCUCCCCUCGCCGGCCUCCCCGCUCACCGAGUACCUUCCGGCGUGGAAGGCCUGGCACGAUUCGGUGGCGGCCAUGGUCGCGUCAUCGCCGGAUGUGCAAUCCCAUCCCGAGCUGAGCAACAUCUUUGCCCUCCUCCUCGGCUCAGAGACCGCCCUCGUCAACGCCGCCACGUCGUGGUACGAGCUGCUUGUCGCCCGCAUGCUCUUCGUCGACCCGGCAGUCAAGAUCCACGACGUCAAGUCACACACAGCGCCGGCCAUUGCUGCCGUCGAGGGCGAUGACCCGGCGCUUCGCUCGGUUGACCUCGUCCUCCUCGCCGUCAUGAACCGCGACAUCCACACCACCCUCCGCUACUGCGUCGCCCUCAUUGGCUCGCACUGGUUCGUCGCACACCUCACCGACCUUCUCGCACACGUCGGCGCCAUCGAGUCGUUUGCCCUCGGCUUUGGCACCUCGCUCCGCGAGUUCUUCCUCCUCGAGUACGGCCUCAAGCUCAUGUCGUCGCGCCACCACUGGCAGCUCGCCGCCACCUACUUUUCGCAUGCUCCGAGCCUCGGCGCUGCCCACAUGGCUGCCCUCCUCGAGACCACACCACAUCCCACCGCCGCCAAGACCCGCAAGCUCAUCAACACCGCGCUGUUCCACGGCCUGCCGCGCCUCGCCACCUCCAUCCGCGCCGUCCGUGCUCGCGCCUACCUCGACGCCAACGCACUUGUCCCGGCCCUCAGCUGGUACCUCGCCGCACGCUCGCCCACUGCUGUCUCGGCCGUCGCCGACCGCAUCAUUGACCUCGCCAUCGCCACCGACGCCCUGCCGGAUCUGCACAUGCUCGACGCGCUGGGGCCUGACUUGGUCGUCUCGGAGCGCCUCGCCUUUCUCGCAAAGUACCGCGAGUUUGACGUCCUCUCCCGCGCCGGCGAUCUUGCAACCGCAGCCACCCUCCUUGCCAAGCUCCUCGCAUCCCACAUCGUCCCGCGCCGCCUCGUUCUUCCGCUCCUCCGCCAGGCCGUCCCGCUCCUAGAAGCGCCGGACGCCCUCUUCUCCGCCCAGGAAACCUACGCUCUCAUGGCCGUCCUCGCAGACGUCUCCCACGACCACCGCUCCCCGCCCACCGCCCGUGUCGACGCGCAGCUCAUCUCGCUCGCCCUCUCGCGCAACCUCGCCCGCGCCCUCCUCGACACCCCCAUUCCCACCAAGCCUCACCUCGCGGCCUCCUCCGCCCCGCCGUCACAUCCGGCCUCGCACAAGCCGCCCGCACCCAACGCCUCCUCCUCGGUCUUCAACGUCACCAUCUCGGCCGACCGCUUCCACCGUGUUUGAGUUUGGGAUGGCGAAUAAAAUGAAACGGCACCCC